This is a messenger RNA of Numida meleagris (helmeted guineafowl), 2174 nucleotides long. It is a transcript of the gene SPSB3, whose product is annotated as splA/ryanodine receptor domain and SOCS box containing 3. The record is from RefSeq and is a predicted model, not a curated record. Gene Ontology annotation, cellular component: SCF ubiquitin ligase complex. Gene Ontology annotation, molecular function: protein binding. Gene Ontology annotation, biological process: proteasome-mediated ubiquitin-dependent protein catabolic process. NCBI's taxonomy places the organism in Eukaryota, Metazoa, Chordata, Aves, Galliformes, Numididae.
AUGACCUCAGCGCUCGGGCAGCACGGCGAUGAAUGCCCGCGGGACUCCGUCAUGACCGGUGCUGCGGGCCGGGCCGGGCCGGGAGGCGGCGGUGGGGUCAGCCCGUGGCGCUUCUUCCCUCCGUGUCGCGCUGCUCUCGGCCCCGGGCCCCGCUUCUCACCGUGCCCGUCCAUCUGGGGCCGAUUUCCCCGAGGGCCUGGAGCAGCUCGGACCGAGCUCAGGGAAGCGCAGCCAACAACACCGGCCGGGUGCGCGUUCCCGGGCGCCCCGUCACGGGCGGCAGUUGAGUCACCGGCCCGCCCCGUGCCGGGCUUCGCCACAGAACCGACAUCACACCGGCACCACAGCGGCGCCGCGGCCAUGGAGCCCGCUCCCAGCACGGCGGACCUCAUCCGCGCCUCCACCGAAGCGUACCUCUCCCGGAACGCCAUGGCGCGACGCACGCGGAGCAGCCGGGCCUGGCACUUCGUCCUGAGCGGGGUGCGCCGCGAGGCUGACAGCCGGGCGCUCGCUUUGGCCACAGGCGCACGAGGCUGGGGCUAUGACUCCGAUGGGCAGCACAGUGACUCGGAUUCGGAGCCGGAGUUUUCCACCCUCUCGCCCUCCAUCCCGAGCGCCAUCCCCGUGACAGGAGAGUCCUACUGCAACUGUGAGAACCAGAGUGAAGCUCCCUACUGCUCCAGCCUGCACGCCCUGCACCGCGUCAAGGACUGCCAGUGUGGCGAGGAGGAUGAGUAUUUUGACUGGGUGUGGGAUGACCUGAAUAAGUCGACGGCCACCCUGCUGACCUGUGACAACCGCAAGGUGAACUUCCACAUGGAGUACAGCUGUGGCACCGCAGCUAUCCGAGGCAACAAGGAGCUGGCAGACGGGCAGCAUUUCUGGGAGAUCAAGAUGACCUCUCCAGUGUAUGGCACAGAUAUGAUGGUGGGAAUUGGGACGUCGGAUGUGAAUCUGGACAAGUACCGCCACACCUUCUGCAGCCUGCUGGGCAAGGACGAGGACAGCUGGGGACUCUCCUACACAGGACUACUGCAUCACAAGGGUGACAAGACAAACUUCUCCUCGAGGUUUGGCCAGGGCUCCAUCAUCGGGGUGCAUCUGGACACGUGGCAUGGAACACUCACGUUCUUCAAAAACCGCAAGUGCAUAGGGGUUGCAGCUACAAAGCUGCAGAACAAGAAGUUCUACCCCAUGGUGUGCUCGACAGCAGCCAAGAGCAGCAUGAAGGUGAUCCGCUCCUGUGCCAGCUGCACUUCUCUGCAGUACCUGUGCUGCUACCGCCUGCGCCAGCUCCUCCCCAACUACGUGGACACGCUGGAGGUGCUGCCGUUGCCACCAGGACUCAAGCAAGUGCUACACAACAAACUGGGGUGGGUCUUGAGCAUGAACUAUAGCACAUCGAAGCCUUCCUCCUCAUCGUCGGGAAGCGACUCAGAUAGCUCCUGUGGCUCAGAUGCAGAGGCCUGCCAAAGGAAGAGGUGCAGGAGGACAUGAUGUCUCUUCAGACGAACUGCUUUGAGGGAGCUGGGUGGGGUUUUGUUCUGCUGUCUGUGAGGGCAGCCCAGGCCUGAUGCACCUGUUUCUUCACAGGGACAUCCAUUUCUACUUGUUUAUGAAGAUUUCUCUUGUGCUGGUUGAAAUCUUUAGCCUAAGCAUUCAUCACUUGCAUUGAAAAUACCCGCUGACCUAAAGAGGUGUCAGCUCUGUGAAAUACACAAACUGCAGCCCAACACCUGAAGUUAAUCUCCUGCUGAUUUGAAAGUUGUCACUUCUUUCUGAAGAACCUCUUUGCUGUAGGCUGGCAGUAGAGGUGAGAUUUAAGGUGGCUUCUCUAUCUCAAAGCCUACUUCUUGCAAACUGUAACAAUUCAUCAAAAGACAGAAUGAAAGACCAGUCCCUCUCCUCCUAACUGUCGUGUGUUGGUUUGGUAUCUGCAAUGAAUUCAUCACAUUGUGGGGCAUGAUUGAACUGCAGCACUUAGGGAAACGGGCUCUGAGAGAUGCACCUGUGCCACUUGUGAAAGAGCAGUUACUUGAGAGAGUUGAACUGUUAGCGAUCUUUCUUGAGCACCCCCUCCAUGACUUUAAUUGCUUUGCAUGUUGGCUACUGCUGCUUCUCCUGUAUCAAAGACUGUAUUGAACUGUGAUAAUAAAAGUAUAAACUGCUUUUCA